Molecule: messenger RNA, 919 nt
Organism: Ziziphus jujuba (common jujube)
Lineage: Eukaryota; Viridiplantae; Streptophyta; Magnoliopsida; Rosales; Rhamnaceae
Product: homeobox-leucine zipper protein HAT9-like
Exons: 3
Coding region: 23-709 (228 amino acids)
Biological process (GO): regulation of DNA-templated transcription
Molecular function (GO): sequence-specific DNA binding; DNA-binding transcription factor activity, RNA polymerase II-specific
Source: RefSeq, a predicted model, not a curated record
UCUCUCUCUCUCUCUCCCAACCAUGAGAGACAAUAUUCUUGAAGCUUGUAACACAGGUCUGCAACUUGGACUUGGGUUAGGGGAAUAUCCUAUUAUUAGCCAUGAGAGGAAGAAGAAAGAUAAUGAUAAUAACUAUAAUAGUAAUAGUUAUAAUAAUAAUAAUGAUAAGCCUGUUGUUUGCUUAGACUUAUCGUUUUCGCUUUGCCCGAAAAGGGAAGCACCGGUUGUUGAUCUUAAUAUUGCUGAUCAGGCUUCAAGUUUGAAGAAAAAGGUUGAUCAUCAUCAAGAAGAAGAAAAUGGCAGUGAGAGAAGUGAUCGUUUCAACAACAAAAUCUGUGCCAGGAAGAAACUGAGGCUCACCAAAGAACAAUCAGCUUUGCUUGAAGGCAGCUUCAAGCGCCAAAGCAACCUUAAUCCGGGCCAAAAACAAGCACUGGCUGACGAAUUGAAUCUGAAGCCAAGGCAGGUGGAAGUUUGGUUUCAGAAUAGGAGAGCUAGGACAAAGUUGAAACAGACAGAAAUGGACUGUGAGUUCCUAAAGAAAUGCUGCGAAAAUCUUAGCGAAGAGAAUAGAAGAUUGAAAAAGGAACUUGAAGAGCUAAGAUCACAGAAGAUUGAAACAUCAACAACAUUAUAUACUACUCAUCAAAUUCCAAAGGAUGAAAAGCUGAUGAUAAUAUGCUCAUCCUGUGAGAAAAUUGUAAAAUAAUAUUACUUAUCAAUCAUGUAUAUGAUGAUGAGGAUCUGGAUCAAGAGUUAAAUAAAUUGGAGAUGAGCAACAUUAAUAUUGGGGAUACAGACUGAAGAAUAUUAUUAAUUCUGUCAAAUAGGAGUUGCCUAGAAAAUUAGCGAUAUAGAUCAAAUUUUUCGAUAUAAUUUAACCAAAUGUGUGUUUUUAGCAUAUUAGAUUGGAAUGGAU